GCUACAAACUAAACAGCUUUCCUUGUUUUUUUUAUUUCAGAAUGAGAAAGUAGAUACAACUAAAGACGCCGAAGAGUUAUUAUUACUGCGUAUGCGUAAACGGUCUAAAAGACGCCGCGAAAAUAGAGGAACUUUAAUAGACUUGGUAACAGAAGUAAAAAACAUGGCGGAGGUUUCUAAAAUGAAGCUUACCGAAGAAGCUGUCAAUUCCGAAAAUCCGGAUAUAAUGCUCAACACAAAAGAUACACCGGAAAGUACAUUGACAGCAGAUGAUGCAUCGAAACCAGGUUUAAAUCAAAUGGAAGAACCAAAGUCAUCUAAAGUUACCAAGAAACUUGAAACGAACAAAAAUGAAUCUAAAAUUAAAAAUGACUCUGAUAAUACAAAAGAUAUAAAGCCAGACGUUUCUAUGAAUAAAGGAAAAGGAUUAAAAAAAGAUAAUAAAAAGGUAAAAAAAUCCACUGCAAAUCAAGAAUUAUCUGCUGAUAAAACUACCAAAACCACCGGUAAAGAUAAUAUUGCAAAGUUAAAUCACACGAAACGACAAAAUAAAAAGAAGGGCGAAAAUGAUAAAAGUGAAAUAACACGAGAAGUGUCCAUUAAUCCUGGUGUAGAUAAAGAUAAUGAAACAUCGGCUAUAUCAGGAUAUGAACCAAAUACAGAAAAAGAAGUGAGCACAGAAGUGAUAAAUUUAGCACAGAAAUCUGACUCGAACAACACUUUUAAGGAACAGGACGAGAACAAAAUGAAAACUGAUGAUAUUACAAACAAAGAUAUUUACCAGAAUACAACCACUAAUGAGACUUUUCAAAACAUGGAUUUUGACAAAAAGGAAAAUACGAACAUAAAUGAUAAAACUCUUGAAAAAGUUAAUGUUGAAGAUGGACGAAGAAGCCAUGAAAGCACACAAGUUGAAAAAACCGAUGAGGAUGAACUUAGUAAAGAUGACCAUGACCGAAGCAAAAAUAUUCAUGUCGAGAGUAACGACUUACAAAAUGAAUCCGAAAUCCAAAAUGAUAAUACAAAAGAUAUAAAGCCAGACGUUUCUAGUAAUAAAGGAAAAGGAUUGAAAAAAGAUAAUAAAAAGGUUAAAAAACCCACUGCAAAUCAAGAAUUAUCUGCUGAUAAAGCUACAAAAACCACCGGUAAAGAUAAUAUUGCAAAGUUAAAUCACACGAAACGACAAAAUAAAAAGAAGGGCGAAAAUAAUAAAAGUGAAAAAACACGAGAAGUGUCCAUUAAUCCUGAUACAGAUACAGAUAAUGAUACAUCGGCUAUAUCAGGAAAUGAACCAAAUACAGAAAAAGAAGCGAGAACAGGACGAGAACAAAAUGAAAGCUGA
Molecule: messenger RNA, 1342 nt
Organism: Ruditapes philippinarum (Manila clam)
Lineage: Eukaryota; Metazoa; Mollusca; Bivalvia; Venerida; Veneridae
Product: myb-like protein X
Exons: 2
Coding region: 92-1342 (416 amino acids)
Source: RefSeq, a predicted model, not a curated record